This is a messenger RNA of Suillus subalutaceus, 2747 nucleotides long. Its product is annotated as Alpha/Beta hydrolase protein. NCBI's taxonomy places the organism in Eukaryota, Fungi, Basidiomycota, Agaricomycetes, Boletales, Suillaceae. Bases 483 to 2534 code for a protein of 683 amino acids. The transcript has 18 exons. The record is from RefSeq and is a predicted model, not a curated record. Gene Ontology annotation, molecular function: serine-type carboxypeptidase activity. Gene Ontology annotation, biological process: proteolysis.
CUAUUUGCCUCGAGCUCUAGUACGGUAGAGGCAGCAAGGACUCGGAGUCCAAUCAAGAUCAUGACAUCUCGUAGAGCGAUCAUUGUGCAAGGAGUCAUCCUGACCACCCAUCGUCCAUGGGUACUUGAGUAACCAAGACACGAGCGGUCACACGUCCCCUUGACUUUGCUUGCGGUCCCGUAAUUCUUUCCUUGAAGAUUCUUUAUAUAGAUCAGGCUACUCACAUAAUAUUUUUUCAGGGCACUUUGUCAGCGCUUUGAUGACUUCUGAUCAUGCACGCAGUCUGGUGCAGUCUAUUAGUGCGGAACCUUCCUUACUGCGCAUGCACGAAUGUGGUAGCGGCUUAAUAUUGUCAGCCCUUCUCCCGUACGGUAACGAUGUAUCGGUGGUGUCAAUAAUAGCCAAAUCCGAUAAGCCUCGAGCUCUAGCUAUUGUCCGAGUAGCAAAUGAAGCCGUUACAUUCCCGCUCACAAUAGUGUGAGAUGAUCUUAAACUGUAUCCAUGUUUCGGCAAGCCAACCGUUGGUGCCUCAAGUCAACCUGGUCGUUCAUAUAAAAGAACGCGGCUUACUGCUACAUCCUGUCACCCUCGUAAAUUAUCAGCUUCUUGCUGCUUUCGUUUUCUUCGUCAUGGUGUCCCGGUCGCAGGCCUUUGUCUUCGUCACUGUCGCCUCAUUCAUUCUACUCGCAAAGGCACAACAGACCUCUGGCACUCCCCCAAGCAGCUGGCCUCAAAUAUACCCUGGAAUGCCGAAUGGUAGCUACAACACGGAGUGGCAGGACUACUUCCAGGUGACCGAGAAUCUGCCAAAUGUUACAUGGUCUCUCGCUCGUAAUUGGGCAGGGAACAUUCCUGUUCAGAGAGAGGGUCAUCCAAAUGACACCUUGUUCUUCUGGGCAUUUGAGAGCGAGGAAGGUUCUUUCACUUCUACUUCGACUGACGCACCCUGGGGUAUUUGGCUAAAUGGGGGACCCGGCUCGUCAAGUCUCGUUGGCCUAUUGUUCGAGAAUGGCCCGAUCCAAGUACAAAACGACUAUUCGCUACUUGAAAACCAGUAUGCAUGGAGCACAGUAGCAGACUACGUCUGGAUAGACCAGCCAGUCGGCGUUGGUUUUGGAACUGCUGAUUCCACUGGUUAUAUUUUUGACGAGGAUCAAAUGGCAUCGGACUUCUUUGGAUUCUUGGAUAAUCUUGUCAAGGUCUUCCCUGGCUUGGCCAAGCGCCCAUUGCAUCUGACCGGUGAAAGCUAUGCCGGCAUGUAUAUACCUUACAUCACGAAAGCUUACUUCGAGAUGGAGAAUCCGCCAAUUACAUUGGCCAAGAUAGCUAUGGGAGAUGGCUCUAUUGCUUCUGGAGAGACAUUUGAACUCCUCCCGGUGCUUAGUGUCCUUGAGACAUACCCGCAGGUGAUCGGGUAUGACACCGAUGUCUUUGAGUACUUCCGUGAACAAGAAGCGCUUUGCGGCUAUGAUCUUACCCUUGAAUAUCCCCAAAACGGACACUUGCCAACUUUGACUUACAUUCCUGGAGAAAACCCUGAUUCAUCUGAUAUGUCGGCAUCGGGGCGAUACAAAGCCCGACAAGGUCGAUUCUCCAAGAAGCUAUUUCUGGCCGAAAUGGAACAGAGGUACAAUGCACGUCUAGCAAAGCGGAGCACUAGUUUGUCCAAACAUGAGCGCCUGCGUGCGCGGGAUGCUUGGCAACGUGAUCUAGCUGGCCGUGCAAAUGGCACCAUCGACGCAUGGUACGGGUGCGAUGUUUACGAUGAGAUGCUGGAUUAUGCCAUCAACUUCACCUUCCCGUGGUCACUCAGUAAGGACUCUGGAGGGAUGUUCGACGUAUAUAACAUUCCAGAUGCGCUAAACCCUGAGGCACCUAUGGAUGGGUCAGUUUUUUUGAACGACCCACAAACUCGUGCUGCCAUCCAUGCACCGACAAGCAUGAAUUGGACAGAGUCCAUCUACUACCCAUUCGGCAACAACUAUUCUAAUUAUGAUCCGAGUGUCGAACCUAUGGCAUUCCUUACGGACUUGGCCACGAAUGCCACAGCCCGCAACGUCUCUGUUGUCAUAUUCUCCGGAAAUGAUGACUCACUCAUUCCUCACCUUGGUUCACAAAUUACUAUUCAAAACACCACCUUUGGCGGGAUUCAAGGCUUUACGCGCAAACCGUCGACACCAUGGUAUGACGAUAAUGGCGAAUUCGCCGGUAUUGUGCAUCAGGAACGUAACUGGACUUAUGUUCUUGUUGACCACGCAGGCCACCUCGUUGGUUACACAAAUCCCGAAUCAGCUCUCGUCUUCAUCAGGGAGUUUGUCUUUGGAAGUAACCAGACUGGGCUAGUCACCGACACUUCCUCGGGAUCUGUGACUGUCAUAGGUGGCGAGGUCUCUUCCCUGGCAAAUGAGAUUAUGACAGGACAGGCUGCCAUCUACUAUGGCUCAGCGACUACCGAAUCCACAUAUUACUUCCCAACCGCCACAGUGGAGGCAUGGAAUGCCUAUAUUGCAACCGCUACUACCACGCCUAUGUGAUGAUUGCGUCGGCGAGGCAACUGGGAAGCGCUGCAUUGGCGCAGAUAGGUAGAACAUGGCACUGGGGAGUGUCAUCGUGGUGAUAGUGCUAUUGCAUUAUAAGGACUAAUUAACAUUAAUUAUUGAACGGACAUAGGGCAUGUUUACAUGUACUUGUGUAGUUCUUACAAGGCAUAUUUUCAACACCAAUUUGUGGCACAGCACGAAGUUAGG